Messenger RNA from Saccostrea cuccullata (small rock oyster), 5630 nucleotides. RefSeq lists its product as uncharacterized. Lineage: Eukaryota; Metazoa; Mollusca; Bivalvia; Ostreida; Ostreidae. The transcript is spliced from 23 exons. Gene Ontology annotation, biological process: amine metabolic process. The record is from RefSeq and is a predicted model, not a curated record. Gene Ontology annotation, molecular function: primary methylamine oxidase activity; copper ion binding; protein dimerization activity.
AGCAAAUCGGAUGGUAUGGACGAGGAUUAUCGAGACUCGGCUCGGCAAUGGAAAACUUACUCUCUUGUGUUGCUCGUCUUCUUGGUCGCUCUCGUUGUUGGCUUUGCAGCGACGGUUGUCUAUUACGAAAUCAUUCGCAAACCUUACGGCUCAACACACUGCAAUCGAGUCACACUGACAGAACGACCCCUAGAAGGUGAUCCAGGUCACUCAAUUUUUCGAGAUCUUACAAAAAAUGAGUGGUCAGCUCUGGAAAAUUAUUUGUAUUCCAACAAAGCUUUUAAUCUUAAAAGAAGAAACAUUUAUGCACCGAAUUCGAGUUAUCUGUACUUCGUCGAAUUGUUGUUGCCCAACAAAACAUCAGCUUUAGAUUUUCUGGACUUUAUAGGCCGGCCUCAGCCCCCGAGAGAAGCCCGUGUUGUGUUGUUCCGUGGUGACAAAUUUCCCCCAGUGACGGAGGAGUACUCGGUUGGUCCGCUGCACAAAAUAGAAUAUCACAGACUUCUACUAUCGGCCCCAUACCUCUACAGACCUGUGUCCACCAUUGAAACCCGCGCAGUCCGGAAACUACUGCGGCGAGUCGACGUCACGCUUAAAUAUGUCUUAGAGGAAAGUUACGAGGCUAGCUUCUUUGACUGUGAUCCACAAUGUCUAAUUCUGGACUAUUACACCCCAGUAACUCCAGCUAUGUCUGGAAGAAACGUCCGCUUAAUUUGGUAUUGGACUCACUACCAAGUCAAACAAUCCUUGCUGAAUCCUGUGGACUUUUUCAUCUUAUUCAAUUUGGAUGGGCCAGAUCCAAACAAAUACCACAUAGAAAAAAUAUGGUACUCUGGACAAGAGUACAGAUCUCCUGAUCAUGUUCUAGAGGCGUAUAUUUCUGGAAAUUCGCCAAAAUCUUCGAUCCCAUUCCCCGUAGAUCCACACAUUCUACUGUCCGUUAAUCCCUCUACUCCUACUAUGGGAUUGCGGAGUCCAAAGGUGAUUGAACCGGAUGGACACAGGUAUUCUGUCAAACAAGGAAGAAUACAGUACAUGGACUGGGAUUUCCACUUCAGAAUGUCGACAACAUCCGGGCCACAGUUAUUGGAUGUUAAAUACAGGAGCGUCCGUAUUCUGUAUGAACUCAGUCUCCAAGAAAUAGCAGCGUUUUCAUCCGGGCAUCACCUAUGGCUACGUCACUCAAGCCUCUUGUACAGCAGUCUUUUACUAGAUAUGGAUGGUGAAGAUACUAGUCCGACCGCAAAUUCCCGUUUCUCUUUCUCACGGACCAGUAGCACCGGUUCUAUUCCCGCUGGAUGUUUCUCCUCAGCUUCCUCUGCUCAAGGAUCUGAUGAUGAGGACAGUGAUAGUAAACCUACACUGAGUUACAAAGACAGGAGAAGAGAGGCGCACACUCAGGCAGAGCAAAAGAGGAGAGAUGCAAUCAAGAAAGGUUAUGAUGAACUGCAGUACAUUGUUCCCACGUGUCAACAAACUGAUCAGAUAGGAGGAACCAAGCUCAGCAAGGCCACAGUUCUACAGCGCUCCAUUGAUUACAUCCAGUUUCUGAUCACACAGAAGAAGAAACAGGAGGAUGAGCUGGACUCACUGAGGAAAGAAGUCAUGGCCCUCAAAAUCAUGAAGGCGAAUUAUGAACACAUUGUGAAGACCCACCAGAACACCCCCAUGCAUGGCCAGAACCUUGUAUCAGAUGAGAAGAAAUUUCAAGUGUUCCAGAACAUCAUGGACAACCUGUUCCAGUCCUUCAAUGCCAACAUAUCUGUGUCCAACUUUGCUGAAUUGUCUGGGAGUGUGUUUAAUUGGCUGGAGGAGUACUGUAAACCUCAGACUUUGCGUGAUGUUACACUCGGAAUUCUUCAACAAAUCAACAACCUCUGUCUUCGAAAAAUCCACCGCAUCUUCUGGCCAAACAAGAUCUCUAACAGAGACCUGCACAAGAAAAGCAAAAAGCAGGAGUAUAACAACAGAAAUCAAGCAAAGAAGAAUGAGAUAUGGCUGGGACAGGUGAUGAGAAUGCCCCAGAGCAGGAUACCCAAAACAGCUUUACAUUGGACAUCAUCUGGAAAGAGGAAGCGAGUGUUUCGAUUAAUGAACCAAGAUAUUGUAAAAUCAGAGUACGAAGCAAGAAAAGAUACAUCAGCUGAGUCGCCUUUAGUGCAAUACAAAUCCCGGGCAGCAGACGGUUGUCAGCAGUGUCAGAAGUUGGAGAAUGCUUUCAGUGAGACCCAGAAAAAAUUGGAAAGAACCCAAAGACAGCUUACAAAAGCUAAUGAUUAUAACGAAGACCUGAGAAAACAGAUCCAUUGGCUUAGUUCAGAACUUCACGAAAUUAGAAGUAAAUCAAAGAACAAAUCUGACGUUGGGACACAAGUGGAGUUAGCUGAAACAAAUGACGAUUAUAAAAGCAGUUCUUGUUUGAAAGAGGAAAAGAAGAAAAGUGAAGACAACAAACAGGCGCGGGAUGAUCAUCUGGAAGACACAGCUAAACCAUCACAUGAUGAAGAUGAUGUUGGAGGCAAUCUGUCCAUUGCCGAGGAAUUAAAACAAGCAGCGGAGGAAGCAGUGGAAGAGACAGGAUACGUUUAUGACCAGGCUUCUGGUCUGUACUAUGACAAAAACAGCGGCUACUAUUACAAUCCUGAGACAGCCCUGCAUUACGACUCCAACACAGGUACAUAUUACACCUAUGAUUCCGUCUCUGGAACCUACAUCUUCCAUUCCCAAGUAGACGCUUCCUACCUACAGCACUCUCAUGGAGAUCCUACCUCUACAAAUUAUACAGCCCCUAACAGCUAUCAAGGGGACACAACCACUGCAAAUUAUCCAUCAUAUACAGCCCCUAACAGCUAUCAAGGGGACACCACCCCUACAAAUUAUCCAUCAUAUACAGCCACUAACAGCUAUCAAGGGGACACAAUCACUGGAAACUACCAGGGCUAUCCCGAGGCUGAUGCUCAGAAUUAUGAGGACUCAUUCCAAGAGUAUCGAGACCCAAGUAACACAACAAACACUCCAAGCAAGAAAAGUAAAAAGCGCAAAAACAAAGCUAAAAAGGAAAAGAAUACCAAAGCUCAAAAAGUGGACAAUAAUGAGAAGUCCGAGUUAGUUGUUAGAGUCAGUGGUGAAUCAGUAAAAGCCCAGGAAAGUGAGGUACAAAAAGGAGAGGCAGGUAUGGAGGAAGAGGAGGGGGAGAUUUUACCAGAGGCGGAGGACUCAGUGGGGUACCCCACGGGGAGGGAGACAGGUGCUGGUGAUUCUAACAUGGAGGUCGCAGAGGAUUCCAAAUCAGAGAGUAAUAAAUUACAGAUCAAUCACACUGAACUUCAGGGACUGAAUAGAAAACAGAGGAGAGAAAAGAUAAGACAGAUGAGGAGGACUUUUGAGGAUGAAAGCAAACGGAGUUGUGGGGAACCUUGUCAGAAAAUAGAGAGAGUGGUGAAAUCCUCGGACAUAGUAAAGCAAGUAGACAAAGAAUGUUCUAAUGUGAUUAGUGUGCAGGAACAAGAGGUGAUAGAGACAGGGUACAGUGUUUAUAGUUGUGAUGAGCUGUGCUCAUUGUCUAAAUCUUCCAUUGAAAUGGAGGAAACAAGUACUAACUCAUUCCUCCUGAUCUCAGACGAGAGUCUCGUGACAAAAACCUGCUCCUGUAGUUCCCAGGUGAACUCCUAUCAGGGCUCGAUCAGCAGCUGUGCCACCACCAGCAGUGAACUUGGCAAAACAGAUGUCACAAAAGUAAAACAUAAAGAAUCCUCAGACAUUUCACCUGCUUGUAAGGACUGUGGAAAAUCAAACUGUAAGAUACACAGCCUACAGGAGGAGACGCUGUACCCAGGAAACCUUAGUGAUGAUACACAAAACGCUGUAGAUUUUGAUUUUGUGAUUAAAGUUAAGCAUGAAAACUGUGAGGAUUGUAAGCAAUCUAAUACCACUGAUUUAGGUACUGCAACCAGCAUGGAAGAUGAUUGUAAGAAAACUAAUACCACUGAUAUAGGGACAGGAGCCAACAUGGAAGAAUGUGUAAAAGAAAACUCACAAUCAAUGGAAGAUGAUUCAACCCUCAAAUGUCCCACUUCUGUAGAUAAACAAUGCUCCACUCUGGAAACUGCAGGCAGUUCUCAGCCUGAAGUGAUGUGUGAUAAGAAUCAAACAUUGAAUCACAAAGAGGCCUGUGAUAAUAGGUCUGAUGGAGAGGAUAGCUGGUCAGUCUGUACAAACGAGUCUGAGCUCGAGUCUGGGGAACUGACAGAGAGCUCAGAGGAGAGUGAGUCCAGCUCGGAGGAGGACACAGAGAUGAUCCAGGAGUCAGGGGAGGAUCAAGAUCCGUAUUCCUUCCCUCCGUGUGUUCGGCUCAUUGUGACGGAUUCGGAUUAUCUGGAUUAUGGAUCUCUGUUUAUCAUCACCUGUGAUGGAGGUACCAUAGGGAGAGAGAAGUACUUAGGAAAUGUCAUCAUCAUACCUGAUAUCAACAUCAGCAAGAUACAUGCUCAGUUAAAGUACAUGCCUGAUACAGGACGGUAUUAUGUAAUGGACUAUGGAAGUCAGAACGGGACAUUUCUAAAUGAAGAGAGGAUAUCAGAGUCUAAAUGUAGCAGUACUUACCUGCCUGUCAAUCACGGGGAUUGUCUACAGAUUGGCUGUACGCGGUUUCUCCUCCACAUCCACCCUGGGACUGAGACCUGUGACGAGUGUGAACUCUCUUCAAGGUUCAUAUAAAUGCCACACAAACUAAAGGCAGCAUAUCAAGCCACGCAAACUAAAGAUAUUCAGAUUUUGUCCAAAGAGGAAAAGAAAAAGCAGGCAAGACAGGAACUCAAUCAAAUAAAGAAGAAAUACGGACUAAAGAAUACUGCAUACACAGAUAACAGUGAAGUUAUAAAGAAUCCAAACUAUCAGGACAGGGCUGAGGAAAGGAGAAAAACAAAGGGUAGUGAUAAUCCUUACCAAGUGGAUGAGGCACCAGCAUCUGUUCACAGACCGAUCACAGAGGGCAAUGUUGGACAUAAACUUCUUAAAAAGAUGGGUUGGAGUGAAGGAGAGAGUUUAGGAAAGGACAACACUGGAAUUCAGGAUCCUGUCUGUGUGAGUUUUCGAAUGAAUCAGAAAGCCGGCCUAGGAUCUGAAGCAGCCUGUUCUAAAUCUCUGGAUGAUGUCGGGGAAGUAGAUAAAAACAAACGAUGGCUGGAAGCUCAACAGAGAUACAGGAAAGCUAUAGCAGACAAACAGAUCCCCACACCUGCUUGGGUGAAAGAGAGCAAGCUCAAACCCAGUGAUUUUAAGUAGAAGUCGCCUUGCUUUAUAAAGGACGAUCAAAGCUUGUAAGAUCAGAAUUGUACAUCCAGGUAUCUCCUGAAUGGACACGUGGGUGUGAUAAAGACUGGAGACAAUUCAGAAUGAUACAGUGUCAGAUAUAUGUGAUGCUGCAUGUGUGUACAGUCUAAACGAGGAAACAGAACAGGACAUCCAGGGCAGCUAUGACUAUGAAUUACUGGUAUUAGUAAAAUCUCAAUAAUUAAAACAAAAGAAGGUUUUAUCUUUUUGUAAAUCUUAAAUGAAUGCAAAAAGAUGACAUGUUACUUAGUUGUUUAUGUUUGAAUGCUUGUUGCAGUAAAAAUGUUAUUUAAAUGUAA